AUUAACCGAUAGCGACUGCCGUCCUUUAAUGCUUUACGAACGGUUAUAUCGUUGGCUCAGUUCCAUGUCUCACAGUUUCGGUGUUGCUCUGCAUAAUAGGGACCACCAGCUGUUUGAAAAAUUUUCAUUGUUAUUGCAGAAAAUUAUAAUUUUAAAGGUGAAAAACAGUCUAAUUAAAAGCCUACCAAUGGCUGGACUCAUUCGAAUAUCAGCCCUGGGUCGGGAUGCGCAGGUUGGAGAUCUCUAUAACUACCUCACCGACGUCAUUGUGCCAAGUGGGAUCGACGUGCCGAACGAACUCAAAACGAUUUCGGAAACUGCGGGAAAACCGAAGGGCUUGUUCAUCUACCAGCAACCUGAAAAAUCCAAACGUCAUUUGCUGGGUAUCAACUCUCAUCUACUUGAGAAUAUGAAGCGAGGGUCUGUGCCAGGUCACCAACUUUGGUUCGCCGAUUACCUAAAUACAAACACGAUGGAUGGUGAUGAACGACAUGCGUAAGUCACUCUUUUGUUUCGAGCAGUGCAGAGAACCGAAACUCUGGAUUUGGAUUUUCUGCGAUCGAAAAUAGACGACUAUCAGCUUAGAAGUUCUGCCGCGGGAGCAACGCAUGUGAUUGAUGAGGUCGUCUACGGUGCGGAGGUGAUUUGUUCAAUGCGCAAAGUGUUAGAUUUGUCACAAGAAACAAAGAAAAGCGCUGAAGUGAGUAUUUACUUGGCGGUUAAAGAAUAUUUGGAUGUGACAAUUCUGAAAUCGUUCAAUCUACUGGAAUUGCCAGUCGAACUGGACCAAAUCUCCUGUACGGUUUUGAGUAGUAUCGAAUCUGGUGAAAAGAUUAAAAUGGAUUUUAACUCAUUCAAUCUCUACUUGCAAAAUCUGCUGAAUACGGACAACAAUCGACAGAAGUGGAAACCUUUGGAAUUUCUUCUGCGAAAUAUGUCUGCUGCUCAUAUCGAAGCCAAACUGUGGUCAGAGAGAAAUGAUGAUGUCGCACUGGAGAAAGCGCACCAUCAAGUCACCAGAAAAUGGAUAAUUAAAGAAAUGCGGGACAUUUUUAUCGAUCCUUCUCUUCAACGUUUUCCUUUGCUCGAAAAAUUUAUUUGGUACUUCAAUGAUUUGCUGCCCCGUGUUUGGGAUAAAAUCGAGGAAGCCUACAAGACAUUUGAGAUGUUACCCGAAGAAAGGGCUUUAGAAGAAAUGAUGUACAUUUCAGAUUGGCUCAAGGAAAUAAUCGACUUGUUUGCCUGUAUGCGAAAGAAUAUCCGAGAAAUUAGUUGGCUUUUGAAAGACACCGAUUUAGUUCUGCUGGAUAAGAAAGAAAUCGUAGCUCAAAUGACGAAGACUUAUUGCAAAAUCGCCAAACUAUUCGUCUUGAACAUUGAAUACAAACAUCUCCCCAUCGUGAAUGACCUAGAGAAAUUUGUUGGUCAACGAGCUCCGACUGCUUUGCUGCCUGUUUUGCCGAUUUUCUCGUACGAGAAGGAGCAAAUCGGAUGCGUUCGUACUGCGAUAAGCGAAUUCGCAAACGUGGCAAAACUGGCCAGAGGCCGGGGUUCAAUGAAUGGCAUGAGCUACCACAUAGGAUUUUACUCUCCGACGUUGAACGAUGCAGCUGUAGUAACUGUAGACUUUUCUAAUGAAUGGCGGAUGGUUAUCUCAGUGGAUAAUCCAGUCGGAUACUUGAAAGAGCCCCGAUUGCUUGCCAGAAGUUUUUCUGUUUCUUCUUCUUUGCCUCCUCCUUUGACUCCGACCGUUGUUUCAAAUCAAAAUCAAGAAUUGAAGACGGACAAGGCUUCUGAGUGUAUCAACCCGAACACCCAUUUUGCUGAAAAUCCCACAGCCAAAUUGAAGGACAACUUCGAUGUAGAUACCAGAUUUGCAGCAACAGACUCAACGAAAACAAAGUCGUUGAUGCAGCAAUCGCAUCAGUCGGCAGCAACGGCCGUCAGCCUGAAUGACCAGAUCGUAGUCAGAUCCAAGGCAAAGCGGCUAAGUUUACAGAUUGGCAAACUCAACUUGGGUGAUGCAAAAGCAAAAGAGUUAUGGACACUCGUGGACGCUCAAUUUAAGAAGAAUUUCAACGACGGUAGAAGCACGGCACAAAAUUCAAGAAUCAGCAAGCCAAGGAGUUGUACUAACAAGCGUUACACCAAAACACAUGCAAUAUCUUCUUCUGAAAAAGUGUGGAGGACUCGACAUCAGGAAAGGAGCGAUGAAAUCGUAGAUGGCAGAGGUAAUGCCAAAGUCGACGAAGUUGGGGAAGUCGAUCCUAACGAGGACCAAAAUUACAGGCGGACGUCCCAAAGAAACACGGAGCUUCAUGAAAAUCGAAGAAUUGCUGAGGUUUACAUUGACGAAGGCAGUUUGUACAGCAAACUAAUAAGAAGGGGACCGCCAAAUAUUUAUUUGCUGAAUGCGAUAGAAAAAUCAUAUGACAACGACUUCAAAUGGUUCGACAUUUGCCGUCCCGGCGACCCUAUUCGGUCGCGCAAUCCGAAGAACCACAAAUGCAUCAUUUUGAUGGGUGCGACUGGAUCUGGCAAAAGCACCCUAAUCCAUGGCAUGAUUAAUUACAUCUUGGAAGUCCAAUGGAACGAUCCGUUUCGUUUCAAGUGCGUCCACGAAGACGAAAUCGCGGCCAGGAACCAGGCGCACAGUCAAACGAGUUCUGUAACGGCCUACACUCUCCACCAUCAAGAAGGAAUGACCAUUCCGUAUUCCAUCACCAUCAUCGAUACGCCUGGCUAUGGGGAUACAGGUGGAGUAGAAAAGGACAAGGAAAUAACGGCCAAAAUCCAUCGUUUUCUAACUCAACAAGAAAUUCCAAUCGAUGAAAUUCACGCCGCUUGUUUUGUGGCCGCUUCGGGUGAUAGUCGACUGACGGCCACCCAACGUUACAUCAUUGACUCUGUGCUGUCCAUCUUUGGUAACGACGUGAAAGAGAACCUUCGAUUAUUGGUGACAUUUGCAGACAAUGCCGAUCCUCCCGUCGUCGGUGCUUGUCUUUCUGCCAAUUUUCCUACGACAUCCGCAUCGGACGGCAUCGCCUACAGCAAAUUUAACAUCUCAGUUCUCUAUUGUUCCAAUGCGAAACAGGGAGAUGACGAAUUUAGUUUUGACGAAUUAUUCUGGUUCAUGAGUCAUGAAAAUUUUAAGAAAUUUUUCGUCAUGUUGGAAACAAUGAAGAGUAUAAGGGCGAUUUGAAGUCGAUCCGGCAAGUCAUUCCUGGUCUUGUAAAUGUAUCGGCUUUGACCACGCAUUAGGCUAGCGAAAAUGGCGAGUGAUUCCCGAAAAGGUAACAGUAUAAAUGAAAGCCUAAUACGAAUCGAAUUUUGAUUACAAGAUGAAAUCGCUUAUGGCCCAAGAGUUUUAAACUCCCUCCAAGUCCAAGCCAUAGAACCGGACGCAAUCACCUUAACAUCCGUUGAUCUGUAUUUUCACCAUUAAAUGCAAAAAAUGAAAAUCGAUGUAGUACUGCAGUUCUCUGAUGUCACAGGUUGAGUGAAUAAAUGAAUUCUAUUAAUGAA
Molecule: messenger RNA, 3525 nt
Organism: Daphnia magna
Lineage: Eukaryota; Metazoa; Arthropoda; Branchiopoda; Diplostraca; Daphniidae
Exons: 3
Coding region: 653-3202 (849 amino acids)
Molecular function (GO): GTP binding
Source: RefSeq, a predicted model, not a curated record